AUGGCAAACCAAACCACCAAAGCCUGCUCCAACCACGAUCUAGACCUUAUCAAGGCAGCUGCGUGGGCAUGGUACCAGCACGGUUCAAGCUCCGAAGCCAAGCCCAUGGCCAUCCGAGAAUUCAAUGCCAAACGAUGUGAACGAACUCCGGGGCCAUCACGCUACAAGUUGGAAGUCAUGAGGAACAACGACGAUGACAACAACAUCGAGGAGAUUAAGGGAUCAGUCCCCACCCAUACUUCUCUCCUGGAUCCCUACGAGAUCGAAAUCAUUUCAAAGCGACUCGACCAGCUUAUUGAGUUGAGUGGAGUCAAAUUCCACCGUGAGCUAUUGAAGAUCGAUGCAGAUGUUAAUAACAACCACCCCAAGAAAAAGAGCAGCAGCGCUACCAAGUGGAGAGGGUUUCUGCAAAGGCGAAAAGAGGUAUGUGGCAAAAACCAUGAUGUGGAGGAAACUGCCCUCAGACCAAAAAACCAUGCUGCUGCGGCGGCUAAGACGGUGAACUGCAGCAAGGCAGGAGCAGCCGACGUUUGGUGA
Molecule: messenger RNA, 537 nt
Organism: Hibiscus syriacus
Lineage: Eukaryota; Viridiplantae; Streptophyta; Magnoliopsida; Malvales; Malvaceae
Exons: 1
Coding region: 1-537 (178 amino acids)
Source: RefSeq, a predicted model, not a curated record